AACUUCUUUUUGGAUUCUCCUGUGUGAGAUUGUCAGUAGUUAGAGCAUUGCCAUAAAAGCUGAAUGGGAGAAGCUUUUAAUGAACCAAAAACAUUUCCAACCACAAGAUAUAAACAAGAAGGCCAUUGAAUUCAUUAAAUUCUCAAUUAUACACUGCUUACCCAUAUCUUCAUCACCCCAUACUACUGCAUCCGGUUCUAAGAUAUGAAGACAAUUAUGGCAAGAACUCCUCAUGAUUCUUCAUUCUCUUUCUCAAGUAGGCAUUUUUGCUGGAUUGCAAAUACUGAAGAUUCUGAAAUUAAUGAAGAUAAUGAGAUUCUCACUUCUUUCCCUUCAACAAGAUUAUACAAUGAAGAGGAGGAGGAAAUUCAAGAAAAAAAUGCUAAAGCUUUGGUGGUACCAGCAAGAAGACCAAAGAAGAAUAAACUUAUUCGAUUUGGAAGCUUGAAAUCGGUUCUUAAUGUCUUCGGCAGGAGACGGUCAGGUUCGAAUCGACUCGGUAGUCGGGUCAUCGGUACUAUAUUCGGGAACAGGCAAGGGCAUGUAAGCUUAGCGUUUCAAGAUGAUGCAAAGUCAUAUCCAGCUUUUCUGAUCGAACUUUCUACUCCCACAAGCGGAUUGAUACAGGAAAUGGCGUCGGGUUUAGUCCGGAUAGCGUUGGAAUGUGAUAAGAAAACGGAUAAGAAGGGAAUAAAAUUGUUGGAAGAACCACUCUGGAGGAGUUAUUGUAACGGACAGAAAUGUGGGUUUGCGAUGAUGUUUGACUGUGGACCAGAUGAGUGGAAAGUCUUGAAAGCGGUUGAACCGAUAUCGAUUGGUGCAGGUGUUUUGCCGGGUAAUAUUGUUGGCGAUGGAUCAGAAGGGGAGCUUAUGUAUAUGAGAGCUAAAUUUGAAAGAGUUGUUGGUUCUAAAGAUUCUGAAGCAUUUUAUAUGAUGAAUCCUAGUGGUAGUAAAGGUCCUGAGCUUAGUAUCUUUUUGAUUAGAGUCUGAUUAAGCCAAGCCGACUUCACUCUAGUCCCGAACUCUUCACCAUUGAAGAAGGGCUUUGAGUUCAUACUACUGAAAGGGUUUUUAUCUUGAGUCAUGUAAAAUUGAGAUGUGAUUCUCUUCCCAUGGAAAACAUAAGUUACAUGUUUUGUCUCACUAUCUCAACAGAGAUUUGGGUGUGAGUUUUAUAGCCUUAUCGGCUUUGUAAUUUGUUAGUUCAUAUAUUUGUUAAAGUGCUAUGGAGAAUUUUCAUUUCUCUUUAA
Messenger RNA from Papaver somniferum (opium poppy), 1250 nucleotides. Its product is annotated as protein MIZU-KUSSEI 1-like. The coding region runs from base 205 to 990 and encodes 261 amino acids. The record is from RefSeq and is a predicted model, not a curated record. Gene Ontology annotation, biological process: hydrotropism. The transcript has a single exon. Lineage: Eukaryota; Viridiplantae; Streptophyta; Magnoliopsida; Ranunculales; Papaveraceae.